Molecule: messenger RNA, 976 nt
Organism: Camarhynchus parvulus
Lineage: Eukaryota; Metazoa; Chordata; Aves; Passeriformes; Thraupidae
Product: poly(U)-specific endoribonuclease-like
Exons: 7
Coding region: 107-976 (289 amino acids)
Molecular function (GO): RNA endonuclease activity
Source: RefSeq, a predicted model, not a curated record
UGGGAGGGGAGCAGAGCUUGUGCCUUGGACUGCGGGAGGAUUGCUGAGCUUCUGGCUACCUUCUCCCUGCUCAGAGUAUUUCCCAAGAGAAAAGCUUCUUCCCAGCAUGGCAAGUGGGAAGGCCUUAAAUCGUGAACUUUCUAAGCUUUUCAAUGAGAUGUGGGAUGCAGAUGUUCACCGCCUUAGGCCUGGGAGAGACUACACAAUUGACGUGCAGGGAAAAGCAGGUCCAGCACAGCAAGGGAACAGGGCUGUCCCGGACAACGCAGCCAGACAUCUGUUUCACAAUGUAAACGAAGAACGCCUGAGGAGCAUAAGAACUUUUGCAACCUUUAUUUCCUUAUUGGACAACUAUGAGACAUCAACUGGUGUAGCAGAAGUAGUGACUCCAGAAGAAAUAGCUGAAAACAACUGUUUCCUUGAUGCUAUCUUAGCAACAGAAGUCAUGAGACUAGCUCAUGACUAUCUGCUGAAAAAAAACCUAGCAAGGCCAAACCUUGCAGAUUUCAAACGUCAGCUUUAUGACAUCUGGUUCCAGCUCUAUGCCAGGAAAGAAGGAGACAGACCUGAUUCUUGUGGUUUUGAACAUGUUUUUGUUGGAGAAACAAGGCAUGGUAGAGAGAUCCUAGGUUUGCACAACUGGGUGCAAUUUUACCUUCAGGAAAAGCGCAACCAGAUUGAUUACAAGGGAUACGUAGCUCGGAAGAACAAAACCAGGCCUGAUAAAGAUGACCAAGUUUUGAGCAUCCAGUUCAGCUGGAAGGGCUCAGUCAAGCCAGUUGGAAGCACCUUUAUUGGUGUCAGCCCGGAGUUUGAAUUUGCCCUUUACACAGUCAUUUUCCUGCUGUCUGAAGAAAGAGUCACACGUGAAACAGUGAAGAUAGAUGAGUACGAGCUACAGAUGGUUGUCUGGCGCCAUGGGCACCACAUUGGAACAGCAUAUCCAGUCCUGCUCAGCACCACUAGUGAAGAUUAG